GCCGGCAGAGCCGCCGCCCGCGCUCGUCCCGGCCGUCUCGCCUCCCCGCCCCGUCCUCCAGCCAUGCCUCCCCGGCCGCGCGCCGCCUCGCUGGCCGCCCUGCUGCUGCUGCUCCUCUGCGGGGCCCGCGCCGUGCGCGGCGACACCCCCGCCAACUGCACCUACCCCGACGUGCUGGGCACCUGGGUGCUCCGCGCGGGGCCCAGCGGGGCGCGGGGCGACGCCAACUGCUCCGCGAUGGGACCAGUGGAAAAAGAAGUAGUGGUGCAUCUUAAGAAGUUGGAUACAGCAUAUGAUGAACUGGGCAAUUCCGGGCAUUUUACCCUCAUUUACAACCAAGGUUUUGAGAUCGUCUUGAAUGACUACAAGUGGUUUGCCUUCUUUAAGUAUGAAGUCAAGGGCAAACAGGUGACCAGUUACUGCAAUGAGACAAUGGCUGGAUGGGUGCAUGAUGUCCUGGGCCGGAACUGGGCUUGUUUCACUGGGGAGAAGGUGGAAAGCAGUUCUGAGAGUGUGAACAUGAAUGUGGCCCACAUCUCAAGGCCUCAGAAAAACUAUCUUAAUAGACUCUACAAAUACAACCACAACUUCGUGAAAAUGAUCAAUGCCAUUCAGAAGUCUUGGACUGCAACAACAUACAUGGAAUAUGAGACUCUGAGCCUGCGGGACCUGAUGAGGAGAAGUGGUAGCCACAAUCACAGAAUUCCAAGGCCCAAACCUGCGCCAUUGACUGCUGAAAUACAAGAGGAGGUUUUACAUUUGCCUAAGUCUUGGGAUUGGAGAAAUAUUCAUGGUGUCAAUUUUGUUAGCCCUGUUCGAAACCAAGGACCUUGUGGAAGCUGCUACGCUUUUGCCUCCAUGGGUAUGCUAGAAGCAAGAAUUCGUAUAUUAACCAACAAUACUCAAACUCCAGUGUUGAGUCCCCAGGAGGUUGUAUCUUGCAGCCAGUAUGCUCAAGGCUGUGAAGGCGGGUUCCCCUACCUCGUGGCCGGGAAGCACGCCCAGGACUUCGGGGUGGUGGAGGAGGCCUGCUUCCCCUACCAGGGCACCGACGCCCCGUGCGCGCCCCGGAAGGACUGCUUCCGCUACUUCUCCUCCGAGUACCACUACGUGGGCGGCUUCUACGGGGGCUCCAACGAGGCCCUGAUGAAGCUGGAGCUGGUCCGCCACGGGCCCCUGGCGGUGGCUUUCGAGGUCCACGACGACUUCCUGCACUACCGCGGCGGCGUCUACCAGCACACCGGCCUGCGCGACCCCUUCAACCCCUUCGAGCUCACCAACCACGCCGUGCUGCUGGUGGGCUACGGCACCGAGCCCAAAGCGGGCCUGGAUUACUGGAUCGUGAAGAACAGCUGGGGCACCAACUGGGGGGAGAACGGCUACUUCCGGAUCCGCCGGGGCUCGGACGAGUGCGCCAUCGAGAGCAUCGCCAUGGCCGCCACGCCCAUCCCCAAGCUGUGAGGCUGCCUAGCGCGCCUGCGCCUACGCCUGCGCCUGCGCCUGGCCGGCCAGCAGGCGCCAAACCCAUCCCCGAGCCGUGAGGCUGCCUAGUGCGCCUGCGCGCCACAGUGAACGCCACGCCCAUUCCCCCCCUAAGCUGUGAUGCCUCCCUAGUGCGCAGGCGCCCAGCUGCCCGGAAAGCGCUGAGGUCUUGCACACUUGAGACUUGUUACAGCAACUUCAGAAGCUGGCAAAGAGGUCACCGUGCUAUCUUUGAAAUUAAAACCACCCUGAUAUUUUUGCAGCCUUUCCCAUGAGCCACUGGCCUUUGUUUCUCUGGGUACUAACGGAACAUUUUGAGGGGUGCUGGGUAAGCUGAAGUGGUGGAUUUGACUGAUCGUUUGUUGAUGCCAUGCUUGUGUAAAGCCUGUGUCAAAGCACGGAGCUCAUUUUACAGUUGCGCGAGUCGCCAAGAAAGGAUGCCAGUGAUGGUUAAACUUUUUUUAGAGAUGUUAAUAAAGGUUGAUGUGAUUAUAUUGA
Messenger RNA from Perognathus longimembris pacificus (Pacific pocket mouse), 1980 nucleotides. RefSeq names its product cathepsin C (gene Ctsc). The coding region runs from base 64 to 1461 and encodes 465 amino acids. Gene Ontology annotation, molecular function: cysteine-type endopeptidase activity. Lineage: Eukaryota; Metazoa; Chordata; Mammalia; Rodentia; Heteromyidae. The transcript is spliced from 7 exons. Gene Ontology annotation, cellular component: lysosome. The record is from RefSeq and is a predicted model, not a curated record.